AUGACUAGUGCUGCUGCUUUGAAGACGUUUACACUUUCCAAUGGAAUCAAAAUCCCAUCCAUUGCUGCUGGGUUCGGCACUAAAUGGGCCAGUAGGCAUAGACCCGAACAGAAAGAAGACGAACUUGACCCUGGUGUGAUCCAAGGAGUCAAAGAUGCAAUUGCAGCUGGAAUCUAUCAUAUUGAUGGAGCUGAAGUUUAUGGCACAGAAGGAGAAAUUGGUGUGGCAAUUUCUGAGUCUGGUGUUAAAAGAGAGGAUCUUUAUAUCACCACUAAGAUCAUGAAGAAUGUGACCGACCCCAUUGCAGCUUUAAAGACGUCACUGACUAAACUGAAAACUGACUAUGUUGACUUGUACUUGAUCCAUGCACCCUUUUUUUUUGACAAUCUUGAAGAAGUCUGGAAGGGUCUUGAAACUCUUCAUAAAGAGGGAAAGGCAAAGUCAAUUGGAGUUUCUAAUUUCAAAGUGGAGCACCUCGAGAGAAUCUUGAAAGUGGCUGAGAUCAAGCCUGUUAUCAAUCAAAUUGAAUUCCAUCCUUAUCUACAAAACCAAUCACCAGGAAUUGUCGAGUUUUCUCAGAAACAUGGUGUGCUCAUUGAAGCAUACUCACCUCUUGGACCAAUUAAGGAAAAGGGUCCUUUAGAUCCCAUUCUUGAGGACUUGUCUAAGAAGUAUUCAAAGACCCCUGCCCAAAUUAUCAUCAGAUGGACAUUACAACGUAAUGUUCUUCCAGUUACUGCUUCUGCCAAGCCUGACAGACUGAAGGAAGCAAAUGAGGUAUUCGACUUUACCCUCACCGAAGAAGAGGUAUCAAAGAUCACUGAAGUGGGCAAUAGUCAUGAAAAGAGAUUUUUCUGGACUGAUGGCAAAUACUUUUAG
Molecule: messenger RNA, 879 nt
Organism: Sugiyamaella lignohabitans
Lineage: Eukaryota; Fungi; Ascomycota; Dipodascomycetes; Dipodascales; Trichomonascaceae
Product: aldo-keto reductase superfamily protein
Exons: 1
Coding region: 1-879 (292 amino acids)
Cellular component (GO): cytosol
Molecular function (GO): oxidoreductase activity, acting on NAD(P)H as acceptor; aldose reductase (NADPH) activity
Source: RefSeq, a predicted model, not a curated record